This is a messenger RNA of Rubroshorea leprosula, 2895 nucleotides long. Lineage: Eukaryota; Viridiplantae; Streptophyta; Magnoliopsida; Malvales; Dipterocarpaceae. The record is from the annotation of a GenBank genome assembly.
GCAUUUUGGCAGUCCCUUCUCUCUCGGUCGCUUCAGUUCAGCCUGUCUUUCAAGAAGAGUAGAAGGAUCGCCGAACUGCGAUGACUUCUCCGUCUCAAGAACACCCUGAGUCCAUUGAACCCGAAAAGUCCUCACCCCAGAACCUCGGUUCCGAUGUGCCUCACGACCUACAAAACCCAGAACCAUCAGAAACCCUAACCCUUCAAAUCCCUUGUCCCCAGAACCCACAACAGGACGAUGAUCCAGACCAAAUCCAAAUUGAGGAAGACCCUAACACGGGCGAUGCAGAGAUGCCCGCUUCCAUCCCUCCUCUUGUCACUGACCUCCAGGUCAAGUCUUCCACUGCCUCCCCACGCCUCGGUGGAGGUCCGAAACGCAAGAAAAAGGGCUUGAAACGACGCGGGAAAGAGAAGAAUUUCUCAAAAAAGCGCAAGAUCCUCGAUGAAAUCCUAAAGCCGAUCCCUUUUGUUCCUCCCGAUCUAGAUUUCUCCAGGCACGAAAAGCUUCUGAAGCGACUAGGGCUUUGGGAUUUUGUUCACUUGGAGUUUGAUCGAAGCCUUCGAACCGAUCUCCUCGCUCAGUUGAUCGCUAGUUAUGGGGAUCGUUGUAGUUAUGUGAAUGGAGCUCGAAUCAAUGUUAGCCGAGCCGAUUUGGCCCGUGCAUUGAAGCUGCCGGUGAAGAAGGAUAAGGACACCGUAGUGGAAGAAGAAGAGUCUGAGGAAUCUAAAAGUUUUGUUCAGGAAUUUCUGUCCAAGUGGGUCAUUCUGCAAGGGGACGAGAUGGACGAUAUGUGGAUAAUGCCGCCAGAGGUAUCGAACUGGACUAAAGUGAUCAAAGAAGGGCAUUUUGAGAAAUUAGAUUGGGCGAGUUUGAUCUGGUCUAUGGUGGAGAAAGAGCUAAAGUCUGCUCCAGAUCUUGGAAAUUGUUAUUAUGCAUCGCAUCUACAGUGUUUGAUAAAAUGCCAAAAGGAAGAAUUGUUGCGGGAGGAACCCAAAAUGGAGGUUGACAAUAAAGAGGAGGAGGAGGAGGAGGAGGAGGGUACUGGGGAUGUCAAGAUGGUUGAUGGGGAAGUCAAGAUGGUUGACGGGGAAGUCAAGAUGGUUGAUGGGGAUGCCACGAUGGUGGAUCGGGAUGUCACGAUGGUCGAUGGGGAUGUCACGAUGGUUGAUGGGGUUGAUGAGUCCCGAGGGGAUCCAGAGUUAGAGGAGCAUAACAUUGAGUUGAGUCUUGGUGGGCAAGAGAAAGUAAAGAAGGAUAGUGUUGAAAUUGAGCAAGAGGUGGGCCGGAAUGAUGAUAUUAUAGAUUUUGGGGGAAGUAAGGAGUUGGAACCGGAGCAGAGCGUUUUGGAUAGAAAGAUUGAGUAUGGCAGUGAUCAUAUCUUGCAGAGGUGUAGUCUUGGUGAUGUUGGGGAAGAUUGUGAGGAAGAUGGAAAAAAGGAUCUGGGAGGAGAGAUAGAAGAGGGAGGAGAGGAUGGACAGGAAGAUGAUGAAGAGGAGGAAGAGCAUGAGGAAGUGUUUACCAUGUCAUUAAAAGGUGAGGCUCUGGAUGGCAUAACUUCAUCAAAUCUUAUUGAAGCCAUGGAUGCUGCACAACUAACUUUCAGGGCUGGAAUGCAAAUUCGUGACAACUCCUUACCAGAUUUUCUUGUCUCUAGGGUUGAUACUCAGUCUAUCCCAGUUGGUUCCUCAUUUUUGGGGAAUGUUAACAAGAGAGAUAUUGGGCACGAGACUGGUACUUCUGAUCAUUCUCUUAAUGGGAAUAAUAAGCGGUUGAGAGCUGACAGCCAAUGGCAUGAGAAGCAGUCUGACUUUUAUGGAGUCCUGCAGGACGCUCAGCAGUCUUUGGCAAAAGCUAGAGUGCUUUAUGCUGAGAGAGAACAGUCUUAUAAUGAGUUGAAUAUGAAUCAACAACUUUUGCUUCAUGAGUUGCAAGAAAGGCAAAGGCUUAUUGAUCAGUUGCAGAAGGCCAGAUUUGAGGAGCAACAUAAGAGGCAAGUGGAGGUUUUUAGGCUUGAGCGUGAGCUCUAUAUGAUGGGAAAUCUAUUAGAUGGUUACAGAAAGGCUUUGAAGGAAACACAUCGGAAUUUUGCUGAAUAUAGAGCACGCUGUCCUCAGCCUGAUGAGCCACUUUACAAGGAUGUUAAGGGAUCUGGGGGUUUAGUUUUGAGCACUGCAGAACUUGAAAAGCAACGAUUGAAAGAAGAAGAAGAAGAAAGGAUAAACAGAUUGUUGUUGGAGAGGAAAUUUAAGGACUUUGAAGCAGGGUGGCUCGCUAAAUUUGAAUCUCACAAAGAUGCUGUUUUUUCACUGGAUGAAAGGUUGAAUAUUGCAGACAAGGACGUGAAACAGCUAAAGGAAUUAGCAAAUCGAAGGGUUUCAGAGACACCAGAACAUGAUCCAAAUGAACAUGAUCCAAAUGAACCUGAUCAAAAUGAACCUGAUCCAAAUGAACCUGAUCCAAAUGAACCAAAUGGAAAUGAACCUGAUGCAAAUGAACCUGAGGGAAAUGAACCUGAUGGAAAUGAACCCGAUCCAAAUGAAUCGUGAAAGUCAAUUUGCGUCAGGACAAUGCUGGAUGUUAAUGUUUUUGAAUAGCAUUCAUGUUUGCUGCAAAAAUGAAGAAUAGGGGCGAUGGUGAGAGAACAAGGAAAUGAUGGUUUAUGUACUUGCUUGGUUAUGUUUACUUUGUGACUGAGUAUAAUCUUUUGGAACCUUAAUUAUGGAAACAUGGUCGUAGUAUCGUAUCACAUUUGGUAUUGGAUGAUGGAAACAUGGUUGUAGCAUCGUAUCUCUAUCUCAUGGUAGUUAUAUCUCUCCCUUAUCUGGUUUAAGGAAGACGAUCUGUAACUGCUAUAAAUUUAUCGUAACUUAGCCUGUUAGCUAACUUCAUAAGACA